CGACUCAUCCCCGAGACACACAGAUCUACGCCUACGCCUACACCUAUACUUAACCUACCCACCCAUCUACGCAGACAACAAUGCCCGUCACCCGAGGGAAGGAGGCCGCGAACCCGCCGCCGUCGGCAUCUGAGCCCGCGGCGGCGCCACCGGACUCGCGGAUCAGCGCCGACGACAGCCGGCGGUACUGGUCGGGGGUCGACGCCGACGUCAACGGCAUGCUGGGCGGGUUCCCGGGGGUGUCCCGGGUCGACCUCCGGGGCUCGCGCAGCUUCCUGGCCAAGCUCGGGCUCGGCCGCACCGGCGGCCGCAAGGCGGUGGCGAGGGCCCUCGAGGGCGGCGCUGGGAUCGGGCGCGUGACGGAGGGGCUGCUGCUGGAGGUGGCGGAGACAGUCGACGUGGUGGAGCCGAUCGCGAAGUUCACGACGGCGCUGGCGGGGCGGGCGGGGGUCGGGCGGGUGUACAACGUCGGGCUGGAGGAGUGGCGGCCGGGCGAGGCGGACGCGGCGCCGCCGCCGUACGACCUCGUCUGGAACCAGUGGUGCCUCGGCCACCUGACCGACCGCCAGCUCGCCGACUACCUGCGCCGCUGCGCCGCCGCGCUCGCCACCGCCCCCGACGGCACCCCCACCGGCCUCAUCGUCGUCAAGGAGAACCUGAGCACCGCCGGCGAGGACCUCUUCGACGAGCUCGACAGCAGCGUCACGAGGCAAGACGAGACGUUCAGGCGGGUUUUCGACAGCGCCGGGUUGCGCAUAGUUAGGACCGAACUGCAGCACGGGUUCCCUGCUGAGCUUUACCCCGUGCGGAUGUACGCGUUAAAGCCUAAAGUCACGGAAUGAAUGUCUUGGACCUCUUCUGGCCCGCAGAUAUCUUUUCUAGGCCUCUCUCAUCGAUAGUUGUAUAUAGUGUCUAUGUAUGUGAAGGUGUGACAUGACCCUCGACGACGAAAGCUUUCCUCCUAUCGCUCACUUACCCUUUCAAAUCCUGCGCAGACCCAUUGCCCUAGU
This is a messenger RNA of Durotheca rogersii, 1010 nucleotides long. RefSeq names its product alpha-N-methyltransferase NTM1. The transcript has 3 exons. Lineage: Eukaryota; Fungi; Ascomycota; Sordariomycetes; Xylariales; Xylariaceae. Gene Ontology annotation, cellular component: cytoplasm. The record is from RefSeq and is a predicted model, not a curated record. Gene Ontology annotation, molecular function: N-terminal protein N-methyltransferase activity. Gene Ontology annotation, biological process: N-terminal protein amino acid methylation. Bases 81 to 842 code for a protein of 253 amino acids.